Molecule: messenger RNA, 2612 nt
Organism: Somion occarium
Lineage: Eukaryota; Fungi; Basidiomycota; Agaricomycetes; Polyporales; Cerrenaceae
Source: the annotation of a GenBank genome assembly
AUCUCCACCUGCAAAAUAUAAUGACUGUUGGUUGAACGUUGCUCGUAUACACCCAUCUUUCCCGGUCAGUGAGCUGGCAGGCGAUCUGUACUCUCCAUGCUCCGUCGAGCUGUCUUCUCUCGCAGAACGCUAGCCGUCGUCGCUGGCGCGGGACUCGUUGGCGCCGGCGGUGGCUACUAUUUCCUCAACUCCGGACCUGCUUAUCCUCCACCAACAAAAGAGACAAGAAGACCGCCUCCGCCAUGGACUCCACCUUCCAGAGCGCAGAUGCUCGAUGCUCUCAAGGCUUCGAGUCGGCUAUUAGGCUCAGAGCAUCCGGAAGAGUUCGAUCUCCUGAUCGUAGGCGGAGGUGCUACUGGAGCCGGUGUUGCAGUCGAUGCUGCCAGUAGAGGCUUGAGAGUUGCCCUUGUCGAACAGGACGAUUUCAGCUCUGGGACGUCCUCUAAAUCUACUAAGCUGGUUCAUGGCGGCGUGAGGUAUCUGCAGAAAGCCGUCAUGGAACUUGACUAUGAACAGUACAAACUUGUUCGGGAAGCAUUACAUGAACGACGGAUAUUCUUGCAAACGGCUCCUUAUCUCUCGGCGAUGCUACCAAUCAUGUUGCCCAUAUACAAGUAUUGGCAGGUACCAUACUACUGGGUCGGUUGCAAGAUGUACGACAUUUUAGCUGGGAAGGAGAAUAUGGAAUCGUCGUACCUGAUGAGUAAAGGAAAGGCAUUAGAGGCUUUUCCCAUACUUAAGGCGGAUGGUCUGGUUGGCGCACUCGUUUAUUACGAUGGACAACAUAACGACUCUCGGAUGAACAUUGCGUUGAUUAUGACCGCGGUUCAACAAGGCGCAGUUGUUGCGAACCAUGUUGAGGUUACGGAACUUCACAAGAGCUUACUUUCGGAUCCUCAUCCUGGUAAACUAUACGGCGCUCGUGUGAAGGAUAACCUCACUGGCGAGCAGUUCGAUAUUCGAGCAAAGGGUAUCAUCAACGCAACUGGUCCUUUCGCCGAUGCACUGCUGACUAUGGACAACCCCUCGCAUACACCCAUUGUUCAACCGUCUUCUGGUAUUCAUAUCACACUUCCGAAUUACUACUCCCCUCGCACAAUGGGUCUUCUCGAUCCUGCAACCUCGGAUGGUCGUGUCAUAUUCUUCCUCCCUUGGCAAGGCAAUACCAUCGCAGGCACCACCGACACCCCAGCCUUUGUAGAGAAGGACCCAAAGGCACCUGAAGAAGAGAUUCGAUGGGUGUUAGAAGAGGUCCGACGGUAUCUCAGUCCUGACAUCAAAGUUCGACGAGGCGACGUGCUCAGUGCAUGGAGUGGUUUGAGACCUUUGGUUAGGAACCCAAAUGCCGCGAGUACAGAAGGAUUAGUUAGGAAUCAUAUGAUCCAUGUAUCGGAUAGUGGAUUAUUGACAAUUGCGGGGGGAAAGUGGACGACAUAUAGGGCUAUGGCGGAGGAGACUGUGGAUAAGGCUGUUCAGGUGUUUGGGUUAGAGCCUAAGAGUGGGUGUGUGACACAGAGUUUGAGGUUGGUGGGGAGUCAUGGGUGGAGUCGGAAUAUGUUCAUUGGUUUGAUUCAACGGUUUGGUUUAGAGACAGAGGUUGCAAAACAUCUUUCGGACAACUAUGGCGAUCGCGCUUGGACGGUUUGUGGAUCUGCUCAACCGACAGGAAAAUCAUGGCCUUUAUAUGGUGUACGACUGAGCCCCGGGUAUCCAUUCAUAGAGGCUGAAGUUCGUUACGCCAUUCAUCAUGAAUAUGCCCAAACGCCGGUAGACGUGAUUGCUCGCCGUUGUCGACUCUCCUUCCUCAAUGCCCAAGCAGCACUUGACGCCCUCCCCCGAGUAGUUGAUAUCAUGGCCGAGGAACUCCAUUGGUCCAAAUCUCGUAAAGCCCAAGAAAUCUCUCGCGCUACUGAAUUCUUGGGUAGCAUGGGACUCCCACCUGGUGCCACACCUCGAGAGACCAUGAGUCCCUCCGAACCCAGGAGCUUUAUUGACUGUGUGGAGGGGUUUUUCGGUUUGCAUGGACAUGCGGAGAGACGGAGGAGGAAGGCAAGUGAGAUGAUUUAUUCGAGGGCGAUGUUCGAAGCUGGGGAAGUAGAGAUGCUUAGAGACGCUUUCAAUGGGAAAGCUAAGCCAAUUCAAUUGGCGAAUAGUGUGGAAGGAGGUGAGAGUGACGGGCAGAAGGUGGUGGAGAGGAAUGAGUUGUUUGAGCUUGUGAAGGGGUUACCCGGGUAUAGCCGUCUCAAAAGAAAGGAUUUCGAUUAUGUUCUUGAAGAGAUGGGAUAUUACAACACGCCGGCGGUGGAUUCCGAUGCGUUUGUUGAGAUCUGUGCGGAACUGAGGGAAGUCAUCUUUGCGGCUGUUACACCCAAGAAGACGAAAUCUGAGAGGCUCAGGAUACCAGUGGAGAAGAGUGGCGGAGGUGUAUGAGGAUCUCGUGUUGUUGUCUUGCUUUCGGAGUUUCGGAUUCAUGGAUUUCGUGUAUAGUUACAGUGUAGCUUAGAGUCUGUGCGUAUGUGUAUAACCGACUGUACCUAGUUUUUUUCUUCUUCUCCCGACAACACUUACUGUGUGCUGGAGCAUAGACUGUUCAAUGAAACCGCCUGUCGAAC